This is a messenger RNA of Trichosurus vulpecula (common brushtail), 3368 nucleotides long. RefSeq names its product galactosylceramidase (gene GALC). Gene Ontology annotation, molecular function: galactosylceramidase activity. The record is from RefSeq and is a predicted model, not a curated record. The transcript is spliced from 17 exons. The coding region runs from base 84 to 2174 and encodes 696 amino acids. Gene Ontology annotation, cellular component: lysosome. Gene Ontology annotation, biological process: galactosylceramide catabolic process. Lineage: Eukaryota; Metazoa; Chordata; Mammalia; Diprotodontia; Phalangeridae.
GAUCGUGGAGGCGGAGUCAUGUGACUAACAUAAUGGCCUGGAUCUAACCUGCUCCGUUAUUGCCGGCUUUAUCCCGGAGAGAGAUGGUGGCGUGCAAGGUUUGGACCGGCCUCGGAGGGGCGGAGGGGCGGUUGCUUCUGCUGCUGCUGGGGCUGCUUCCGCAGCCCCAGAGCCUCGCGUGGGCGUCCGGCUUCCGAGUCCUUCACCAACGCGUGCAGCGCCGGGACCCCAGCGCUUCUCACUACGUCCUGGAUGACGUCCCUGGGCUCGGCCGGGUGUUUGACGGCAUCGGCGGGCUGAGCGGCGGCGGGGCAACCUCUCGACUUCUGGUCAAUUACCCGGAGCCCUAUCGUUCUGAAAUAUUGGAUUAUUUAUUUAAGCCAAACUUUGGUGCCUCCUUGCAUAUUCUCAAAGUGGAAAUAGGUGGUGAUGGACAGACAACAGAUGGCACUGAGCCCUCUCUUAUGCACUAUGCAAAUGACAAGAACUAUUUCCGGGGCUAUGAGUGGUGGCUAAUGAAGGAAGCUAAGAAGAGGAAUCCCAAUAUUAAACUUGUUGGGUUGCCAUGGUCAUUUCCAGGUUGGAUUGGUCAGGGUCAAAACUGGCCCUAUGUUGCACCCCAAAUUACUGCUUCAUAUGUUGUGACUUGGAUAUUGGGUGCUAAACAACAUCAUGAUUUGGAUAUCGAUUAUAUUGGGAUUUGGAAUGAGAGAGCUUUUGACAGUCGAUAUAUAAAGGUGUUAAGAAAAAUGCUUUAUCAAUAUGGCCUGGAUAGAGUGAAGAUCAUAGCCAGCGAUAACCUCUGGCAGCCCAUUUCCUCUGCUAUGCUAAAUGAUCAUGAACUCAUGGAAGCCAUCGAUGUUAUCGGGGCUCAUUAUCCUGGAACUCGUAGUGUACCUGAAGCCCUGAAGACCAACAAAACACUCUGGUCUUCUGAAGAUUAUAGCACUUUCAAUAAUGAAGUGGGCGGAGGCUGCUGGGCCCGCAUCUUGAAUCAGAAUUAUGUGAAUGGCAACAUGACUGCCACAAUCGCUUGGAACUUGGUGGCUAGUUACUAUCAGCAGCUACCUUUUGGGAGAGAUGGAUUGAUGACCGCUCAGGAGCCGUGGAGUGGGCAUUAUGUUGUAGAGAGUCCUAUCUGGAUUUCAGCUCAUACCACCCAGUUUGCUCAACCAGGAUGGCGAUACCUGCGAACAGUUGGGCACUUAAAUAAAGGUGGAAGCUAUGUAGCUCUUACUGAUGGUUUAGGUAACCUCACUAUUAUCAUUGAAACCAUGACUCAUGACCAUUCAAAAUGCAUAAGGCCACCUCUUCCUUUAUUCAUAGUAUCUGAACAAGCAGCAAGUUUCUCUUUUAAGGGCUCCUUUAAAAAAUUAAGAACACUACAGGUAUGGUAUACCAAACUCAGGAGCAAAGCUGGGAAUAGCUCUGUCUUAUUCAAACAACUACCUCCUUUAAAGAUUACUAAUGGCACAGUCACAUUAAAAUUGGGUGUAGAUGAAGUAUAUACUUUAACAACCAUCACUACAGGUCAGAAAGGCAGUUAUCCUAUUCCUCCAGAAUCACAGCCAUUUCCAUCUAGCUAUAAAGAUGAUUUCAAUAUUCGUAAUCCACCUUUUAGUGAAGCUCCAAAUUUUGCUGAUCAGACAGGAGUAUUUGAGUACUUCACCAAUGCCCAAUGCUCAGCGGACCAUGCCUUCACCUUACGCCAAGUGGUCACUCAGCGACCUGUCACUUGGGCCUUUGAUGCAUAUCAGACAAUCAGUAUUAUAGGAGAUUAUAACUGGAAGAAUCUUAUAAUAAGUUGUGAUGUCUACAUAGAGACACCAGCUACAGGUGGUGUGUUCAUUGCUGGACGAGUAAAUAAGGGCGGGGUAUUCAUUCAGAGCGCCAUGGGAAUUUUCUUCUGGGUUUUUGCAAAUGGGACUUACCAGGUUACAAGAGAUCUUGCUGGACUGUGGAAAGUGAAGGAAGGACUUGCCAAUGUCAGAUCUGGGAAAUGGUACACCCUCACUCUGGAUAUUAAAGACUCUUAUGUUGGUGUCUUACUAGAUAAUACGCUUCUCUGGAAAGGUGGGCAGAUCUCACAACCCCAGAAUGGUUGGGCAGCGAUUGGAACACAUACCUUUGAGUUUGCACAGUUUGACAACUUUCAUAUAGAAGCUACAAAUUAGAGUUCUUGAAACUCUCAGAUAAUGACUCCUCUCUCCUCCACACCUCUUUUGGAAUCAAAGUCAAUUCUUUAGGGCUUUUUGAGACUGGAAACAUUGAAGGAAUUUGUUUUUCAUACUUGAUACAACUGUAUGUUUGGAGUACUUUUUUCUUAUAGUUCUAAUUUUUUAACAUCACUUCAUAGAUUAUAUGUUGCUUCAUUUUCUUAACGAUUUUGCCAUUGAGAUCUCACAAUGAUUAUAUUCUGAUAUUGAGGGAAUUGGACUCAUGUGUAACACUAAUAAAUAUAACUUGAACGGCUUGUUUAUUAUUGUUUGACAUACUUCAACGUGUUACAUGUCAUGAUGAAUGAAAUACUUUCUUAAUUUCCAAGGAUCUUUUGUCUCUACCAAAUAGUCUCAUGCAAUGCCCAGGGGAGCUUCAAGGGCAGUGUUUUAUGGAUUACCAUGGUGUUUCAUCCUUACAUUCUAGAAGGACUUUUAAAAAAUGGUGAUGGAAGCAAAUACAGGACCAUUUCUAAAAUGCCUUAUUAGUAAACUACCUCCUAAGCUUUCUCUAGUCAGUAAUAGAGAAAUGAAUAGAUAAUUUGGGACCUUGAUUGUAUAAUAUUGCUCUUAAUUACCUGUUUUAAAGUUAUUCUCCUCACUGUUGGUGCAGUCAGUAUUUUUGUUUGUAGAAAGAAGAGGGGAAUUGUGCCUUGGCUUAUCACACAAAAUGAAAUUGUUGAAUGACUUUUUGAAUUUUCUCACCAGCUGCAAUUUAACAAACUCUUUAAUACAUGAAUCAGUUUAUAUUUGAAGAGUGUUCCAUAUGCUUUUUAUAUGAUAUAAUUUGCUUCUAAAAUUGCUUUAUUAGUAAACUACCUCCUAAACUUUCUUCAGUCAGUAAUAGAGAAAUGAAUAUAUAAUUUGGGACCUUGGUUAUAUAAUAUUGGUCUUAAUUACCUUUUGUUUAAGUCAUUUUGCUCACUGUUGGUAAUGUUUUUCUAGUGGUCUUCAUUAUCUACUGACAACUUUCAAGGCUUACUGAUAUUAAAAGUUAAAAAUUGAUGUCAACACUGUAUUGUAGUUCAAAGGCAUCUGAAAUAGGCUGUCUGACAGGUUACUUUGUUCUAAAUACGUAGCCUGUUUAAGAGGAAGUACCCUACAUGUCUAUUAUUUGUGUAAUGUACAUUUUAUAAUACAUUUAAUAACUGU